AUGACAUGGAGGAAUCAGAUUUUGAUGUUGGAUGUGGAAGACAUGAUGGGUGAGGUUAUAUUUGAGCCGGCGAGUAAAAUGUCAAUUGAGAAAUUGGAGAGGGUGGGAAUAGUGGAAGCAUCAACCAUGCGUGCAAUCUAUGCAGAGGAGAUUGUGGUUGGUUCCGAAGAAAUUCAGAUGCUAUGUUCGCAUUUUUACCAUGGCGAUUGCAUUGUCAAGUUGUUGGAGCAGAGCAAGUUUUGCCCACAAUGUCAAUAUGUUGUGCUUGCAGCUUCUAAGGAUGAAACCGGAAUACCACUGAUCAAUAGGCAUGAGAGAGAAGGUGUUGAUAAUUAA
Molecule: messenger RNA, 336 nt
Organism: Rosa chinensis
Lineage: Eukaryota; Viridiplantae; Streptophyta; Magnoliopsida; Rosales; Rosaceae
Product: E3 ubiquitin-protein ligase RDUF1-like
Exons: 1
Coding region: 1-336 (111 amino acids)
Biological process (GO): protein ubiquitination
Cellular component (GO): cytoplasm
Molecular function (GO): ubiquitin protein ligase activity
Source: RefSeq, a predicted model, not a curated record